GCCUCGCAUUCGAACGGCGGCGGCGGCGGCGGCGGCGCCGGGCGGGAACAUGGCGGGAUCGCGGGCGCUGCUCCGGCAAUUCCCGCUGCUGCUGCCUCAGAACCGCCGGGGAACCGCCUACGAGGGCUUCGUCACCGCCCAGGGUAGAGAUUUCCACAUCAGGGUAUUGUUACCAGAGGAUUUGCAGCUGAAAAAUGCAAGGAUAGAGUGCAGCUGGAGUCUGAAGAAGAUCCUGCAUCGAUAUCAGCAUAUUUUAAAGCAGAGGCUCCACAGCUGCCCAGAUCUUGUCAGUCUUAUGGUGGAGCUGAGAACUGUUUUGGAAAUUGCUUUAAAGAACACACAAGACCUGCACAUACCACGGCCACCAGAAUACUACUCCUGUCUUGUCAGAGAUCUGGAAAUACUGGGCUGGAACAAAGUUGCAUACGUGGACACUGGGCUUACCACAGUCAGGUUAAAAGCUGAAGACUCUUGUGGUCGACAGCAUCUCAUCACUCUCAAGUUAAAUGCAAAGUAUCCCACAGAACCACCAGAUUGCCUCGUGGAUUUUCCUGUUCACUUUGCCAUUUCCUGGAUGCCACAGAGCUCCUUACUAGACAUUUACAACCAGUUCCUGGCAGCACUGGAGUCACUGAAAGAAUUCUGGGAUGUGCUGGAUGAAAUCGAUGGGAAGACGUGGGUGCUCGAGCCGGAGAAUCCCACCCGGAGCGCCACAGCCAGGAGGAUUGCAAUAGGGAACAACGUCUCUGUGAACGUGGAGGUAGAUCCUCGCCAUCCAAACAUGCUUCCAGAGUGUUAUUUCCUCGGAGCAGAUCAUGCAGUGGCCCCUCUGAGGACUAAGCUCAACAACAACAUGCACUUGUGGGAUCCAGAAAUCAGUUUGUUACAAAAUUUGAAAGACCUCCUAGAAAUUGAGUUUCCAUCUCGUGCGGUGUUGGAAAAAAGCGACUUUGCCAAGGACUGUGGGAUCUGCUAUGCCUAUCGCCUGGACGGCGCCGCUCCCGACCAAGUGUGUGACGAGCCCCGCUGUGGACAGCCCUUCCACCAGGCUUGUCUCUAUGAGUGGCUACAAGGCCUUCCUACCAGCAGGCAGAGCUUUAAUGUCAUCUUUGGCGAAUGUCCCUACUGCAAUAAGCCCCUGACGCUGAAAUCUUCGACGAAGAAACACUGAGGAAAAACUGCGUGGUGGGAACCCCACUGCACUUACAGUGGAGACACCAAAGCAGCAACAUCACAGCAGAUACAAGGACAGUACAAUGAGCAGCA
Molecule: messenger RNA, 1266 nt
Organism: Corapipo altera (White-ruffed manakin)
Lineage: Eukaryota; Metazoa; Chordata; Aves; Passeriformes; Pipridae
Gene: FANCL
Product: FA complementation group L
Exons: 14
Coding region: 50-1171 (373 amino acids)
Biological process (GO): interstrand cross-link repair; protein monoubiquitination
Cellular component (GO): Fanconi anaemia nuclear complex; nucleus
Molecular function (GO): ubiquitin protein ligase activity
Source: RefSeq, a predicted model, not a curated record